Molecule: messenger RNA, 522 nt
Organism: Trichomonas vaginalis G3
Lineage: Eukaryota; Parabasalia; Trichomonadida; Trichomonadidae
Exons: 1
Coding region: 1-522 (173 amino acids)
Source: RefSeq, a predicted model, not a curated record
AUGACAUAUCAAAAUCUUUACAAAACUCGCCGAUAUAAAUAUUGGGGCAGCGACAAAUUUGCCCAGCGAAAAAAUAUACAACAGACUAGUUUUGAGUAUGGCAUGUGCUAUCAUUAUUCAUUAUGGUCCGGAAAAUCGAUUUCAUCAAUAUCAUGUAAUUAUGUUGAAAACGUAGAUUCUGGAAGAGAUGGAAAAUUAAUAGCAACAUAUUCAAAGCUUUCUAUGUUUGAUUGCUGCAUUUUAAGAAAUGAAAUUCCUUAUACAUUUUAUCUAAGAGAUCAAGGUUCAAUUGUUUUUAAUAAUUCAUUUGCAGAUAAAUAUUCAGCAAUAUCGCAAACAAAUUCUGUUGAAUAUAUUAACACAUUUGCAAAUUCAGAAUGCAAAUAUUAUAUCGAUAUCUUCGAAAACGAAAUUGAAGGAAAUAGUCAAGAUGAAGAAGAUGAAUUAGAUGAUAUUGAAAAAGUUAAACAAAUUGUCCGAUAUCUUAAUAAAACAUCUAAUUUCAUUCAUUUGAUAUCAUAA